AUGAUAGACGAGCUCGUCGGAAGACUCGACCGGAUCGGUAUGAGCCAGUACCGAAACAGGCACCAAAAGCUGCAGUCAAGAAGACGGAGAGAAGGUCGAAGAGGACAGGGCAGAAGAAGAGACGUGCCAAGGAUGGCGCGCGAACACGAGCCCUUGUCCAGAGCUUUGAGAUGAGGAAUGGCCCAAAGAAGAAGCGCCUGACGUACCAGAUCUUGCAUUCAAUGAGAUGAAGUUCUUACAAAAGAUGGAUACUCAGGGCGACGAUCAAGUAUCACAUGAUCCGUCUCGAAGAACGCAGCCAGCUCGAAAGAGAAGAGAUGAGAGAAAACAAGUUUCAGCAUAUUUCCAGACCAUGCCCCAAUCUCCAGAACGGCAACGACAAGAGAAUCCACCGCAUUCUGAGUCCACUUCCACCAAAGACCUGCGCAGGCAGCACGGGGUAACCCCCACCAAUAUCGUGAAUGCGAAUGUGAAUUCACCACAAGCUACUCAUGAGUCUAGCCAAGGACUUGUCAACGAUGGAGACAGAGACCGAAGUGUUAAAUCUGGACGUUGCUUCACAUGGUCCACAUCCGCAGGUGGAAAUGAGCUGCCUUCGUUGCCCUCACGCCCAUCGCACACGAUGCGGGUCGAUCAUGCCAAUAAUCGUGAGACAAGAAAGCCGGAAUUUUCUCAAGUCCAUCACGUCUUGAAAAACAACAGUCUGGAUAGCAGACAAGAUGGUGAAGACAACUACAUCGCACCACAUUCGCAAAAGGCGUCAUCGAGUGUUCCGAUGCCCUUUAACAAAGUGCCAUUGCCGGUCGCCCGAGAGCAACAUGAUCGGCGUUCACAUGCUACUACUUGGACGACAAGAGUGACUCCAGCACAUUAUAUGUCGGACAUACUACAGAUUGACACCAACGUCCUAGCGUCGGAAGCGAUGAAGAAGUUGCCAUUUGGGUUGGCACUCGAGCAGACGGUAAACAAAGAGAAUAUUGAACCUGUUCGCGAAACACCGACGAGUAGUUCGCUUCGGAGGGCGUUUGACAAGAUUAAGCAUACAACACCAAUCACAAAUGGAGCGAGCGAAACCUCGAGGCGUAUCCUACACGCCCAGGAGAAGCAAAUAGCCGGAAUCACCGGCGCCGCAAGCCGGAUUCCCCCUGGAAUGCCGUUUGAAACCUCAAAAUUCGAGAGGCCGCCGCGUGGCGGUACAAAUGUCGUUAUGCGAACGAUACCUCAUCGGGGCGUUCAACGAUCCGCGGACUCGUCGGCCACAAGUAUUUUCCGCAUACUACACCCCAUGGAAUUAUUCGAGCCAAGGCCAAGAGUUCAAUUCCUGGAAAGACGUUCCCCCCUCCGAGCUGCAAUUUGCCGCCGGGAUGUUGAUGGGCAACGGCUUACUAUGUCAACACACAGUGCAGAUGUACAGGAUCCGCCGUUCCUCUGCACAUCGAGGUCACCAACAAACACCAAUAAACAUCUCCCAACUCCAUACUUUUACUUGAGAGAUGAAGAUUGUCGGACACGUCAAGCUGACAAGGUCGAUCUGGCCCUGUUGAGCCCAUCCCAGGCCGCUUACAAUGGUCCCGUCGAGAUGUACAAUGAUGCCAUAGAAGAGGACACCCCCGCCGCUCUGUUGUCAUGGGACCUGGCCCAGAGCACUGACACAGCGAAUCUUCACGAGAAAGAAGUGUCCCGGGAGAACGGUCUCAAUCCUAUAACACAACAGUCCACCGGCCAGAUGCAAAAACCCCUGUUCGAGUUGAAGGAUGGACUUGAAGAUGAAGAAGUGGAAUCGAUUCCAGAAGACCCUGUGCCAUCGCGGCGGGGGUUUGAUGGAUUCUGGAGACCGCAGAAGUUCUACUGAUGCGGAAGGAGCGACACAAUUUCUGGAAACCGAAAGUGCACAGUCUGUGGUGGUCCAGAUUUUUGACAGCCGCGACAAGCAACAUUUGACCUUCGUCAAUGAUGCCUAUUUUUGGUCAUUUUCAGACCCAGUUACACUCAUGUGCAAAGUCAUAUCAUCAAUGUCAGUGACGACAAUGAAACCUUGUUCCCCCUCCUCUGAAAAGUAAGACUGGG
This is a messenger RNA of Dissoconium aciculare CBS 342.82, 2067 nucleotides long. RefSeq lists its product as uncharacterized. Lineage: Eukaryota; Fungi; Ascomycota; Dothideomycetes; Mycosphaerellales; Dissoconiaceae. The record is from RefSeq and is a predicted model, not a curated record. The coding region runs from base 227 to 1852 and encodes 541 amino acids. The transcript is spliced from 2 exons.